CGGAGAAGUUGCCAAAGGGAUCGUGUUUGUUUUUGUGAAGUGAGAGUGAUUCGCGAGAUCAAAGUGCGAAAUUUUUGUUUUCCCGCCGAUGCGGGGAGCGCAAUGUUUUGUCGGACAUCUCGUAAGUGCCCAUUGAAGUGCUGAAGCUACACGAGAAGCCGUCAAAGUGGCGAGAAAUGAUCGGAGAGGCGCAAAAGUGCUCGCCUUUGGUCACCAUGGUGGGCACAAGACCUUGCAGACCUUUGACACCGUGUCAAGCUCUGCGUUAGAAGGAGGUUUCUUCUGAGAGGGGCCCUGGGCCGUAGCUAAGGCAGGGGCCGGACACCACCGGUGGCCCAUGCUGGCUGCUCCCGGGGCCGCCGCUGCUGUCCAAGCGGCCCUUGAAGAUGGGGUGGCCGGCAUCACAUCCGUCGAAGAAAUCGUGUCUGCAGUGUCGCUGCUGAACGGCGAUGCGUGUUGCAGUGGCGCGGCCGCGCUGUCCUCGGCCGGCAGCAGCUCCAGCGGCACGUGUCCGCGGCCCAAGAAGCUCCAAAGCGGCUCUUUUGGCCGCAAGGGCCGCGGACACGAAUCCUCUGGCGGCCGCCGGCUCAGCGUGGACAGGCGCUUCCUGCAGUCGGGCCGCCUCGAGAGGGUCAUGCUGCACUGGAAUCUCAGAGACGCCACCGUCACCUCUGAAGACUGGAUCGGCCUGUACCUGAUCGAGGAGAGCGAUCCCACCAAAUUCCUCGAAAGGCGCAGUGACGGGGUGGUGGGAAACCCUCAGGGUCAGGUCAUGUGGCUACUUGACCUAGCUCAACCUCCACUUUCACACCAACAAGAGGGCGCAAAGCUGUGCUUCCGCUACUACAGUGCAAUAAAGACCGCAUGUCUAGCGGCGUCUGAGCCGCUGACGCUGCUGGGUCGCGAGGCGUGCACUGCUCUGGCCGCCGACCACCAAUUCCUACCCUCUGAAAGCUCUGACGAAGAGGGUUGCGCCCUUCUCCAGGCUGCAGACCCUUCCACUGACGUUUCUUUUAUCGACCAGUCUUCUCAGGUCCACUUCAGAAUCUCUUGCAUAGCUGCUCGAAGUCUUCGACACAGCGUGUUCUUCAACCCCGACCCCUACGUCAAGCUGCGGAUCAGGCCGGGCAGCUGCGAGGAGGAAGACUCGGGCGUGAGCAUGUUGUUGCCGCACCACGGCCAGGAAAGCAGAACUUCGGUCCGAGAGGCCACCACGCACCCCUCGUGGGAAUCUCAAGCUUUUCUCUUCACCGCUCUUCCUCAGGACAUGUUGGACAUAGAAAUCAAAGAUAAAUUCUCCAAGUCCAGACCUUUGGUCAAUAGAUACUUAGGUCGGGUUAGUGUGCCGGUGCGAACUAUUCAGGAGAGAGCUCAAAAUUGCCCUGCUCAGUUCAAACUGCCUUUGAAUUCUCCCGACAGCUCGCAGGGCCUGGUGUUCUUCACCGUGUCCCUGGAGCCGGCGCAGGCACCGUGCAGCCUCUUCCAGGAGGACUGCGACCACAUCCACUUCUUGCCGCUGGCCUUCUCCGCCUUGGACCAGGACGAGGGACUCGCCGGCAGUCUCAAAAAGAAGGUCUCGCGACGCAACUGCGCCAACGGCAAGAAUCCCUUCUCAGGGCGCAAGGAGCUCGAGGACAUCCUGCGCAUCAAGGGCUUCAGCUCGGAAAGCGAGUCCGAGCCCGAAGCGAAUUUCCACAUGAAAAAGAAGUUGCUGCAUCGCAAUCUCACGCCCAAGAGACUGAGCAACGGCAUCGGUGCUGCAACUGCCGAGGAUUCUGGCUCCGACUCUGCUAAAGAUCAGGUGACAUGGAAUUCUCACAACUGCGGUCGUGGUGGGUCAGAAGCCGAGGAAGAGGCGCCGGCCAAAGGCGAUUAUUACCCAAUCUGGCAGCAGCCGCCCAAGGCCCCCUCCGAGUCCAUCUACGAGACGCUUUACCCGAAAGGAGAGCCCCUGCCACCACCUUUGCCACCAAGGGCGUCCAAACCGUCCAUGCCUGCUCAAAAACGCCCCGCAACGCUGGCCCAUCGUCCGCUGGAGCGCAGCAAGGCGCUGCAGUUCAGCGAAGAGGCAGCCCCACCCAUAGUUCCUCGGCACCAGAAGCCCCCGAAAAGCUCACCCACGGUGCCCGAAGUGCCGCCUCGGCCGCAGAAACUAGUCAACCCUGAGGACGCGUUUGCCUUUGAGAUCAUCGAUGUUGAUGAGGUCUCCUCUAGUCAGCCCAACCCGCAACCGCAGGCCGUCCCCGAUGACUGUGAUAGCAGACUGGCGCCCCCGGAGGCAGCGCCGCUUGCCACCCCCGAACAGGACAGCAGUCUGGUCGACUGCCCGUCCAUUGAAGAGGAGCAUCAGCCCGCUCAGGCAGACCCCCCGGCCGGAGACGGUCUGCUGGCCGUCCCCGAGACCUCCACUAACGCCAUCAGCCCCAUUUCUCCCAUCACCCCCAACUCGGACACAGCCGUGACCUCGAGCGGCUCCGACACGGUCGUUUUGAGCAACCGAAGCUCAAGCUCAGAAUCUCUGGCUUCGGCCGAUUUCAUCGAAGUCACCCUGCCCGAGCCGGGGGCGGCCUCGGCCACCCCCACGCGGCCUCACCGCCCUCUUUCGAGGCAAACGACGCAUCCGCCGUCCAUCCACGACUUUUUCCCGAAACCCAAGAACAAGUUGUUGGCCAGGGUGGCAAGUCCUUUGCCGGGCUCCUCGCCCCAGUGUCCCCCCACCCCUACACACCACGCCCGGAGAAACGCCAGGGCCACCCCUCCACCCUUGCUGUCGGACCGGGACACUGACGAAGGGCCGGAGUGUGAACUGGAGCUUGACGAACCUCCGCCGAUCUGCAUGCCGCAGAGCAUGGCCGCAAGACACGUCACCACCACAAGACUGCCUUCGAUUCCUGAAAGGAACUACAAAAGCCAAAGGGUCGAAUUGUCAGCUGACGAUGAACCAUUGCCAGCUUUUUGGGAGGCAAGGAUCGACAGCCAUGGCAGAAUCUUCUACAUCGACCAUGUGAACAGAACAACAACGUGGCAGAGACCCUCGUUGACCGCGGCCAGUCGAGCCCGCUCGUCCAGCAACGACCUGCAGCGGCAGCAACUGGACCGCCGCUACCAGAGCAUCCGUCGAACAAUCACCUCGCGCCGCUUGGACGUCGAGGACUUUGGCGCCAACUCGGCCGAGGGAACCAGCAAUACCACGACGCCCCCACUUCCCGAGCGACAAGAUCAAAUUCUGCAAGUUCCUGCCGUCAAAUUCAUCGCCCGUCCAGACUUUUUCUCCAUACUGCACAUGAAUGAGGAGGCCUUCAACCUGUACAACAGAAGCGGAACCCUGAAGCACAUGGUAACCAAGAUCAGGAGGGAUGGACACGCUUUCGAGAGGUACCAGCACAACCGUGAUCUGGUCACGAUGCUCAACAUGUUUGCCGACACUGAACGUGACCUGCCGAGAGGCUGGGAGACCAAGUUUGACAGAAACGGAAAGCAAUUCUUCAUUGACCACACUUUAAAAACUACAACUUUCAUUGAUCCUCGUGUACCUGUGGAGGCUCCGUAUGUUAAUCCACACAAGUUGCUCCUCCCUGGGGCAAGACGAAGAAGCCGAAGCGCAGGAGAAGAGGAACUUAGCCAGGCCCGGGCUCCCAUUCCGCCUCCCCGUCCGUUGAACAGCAACACGGCCCUGGUGCAGCGAAUCAUGCCCGAGAUCCCGACCGCGUACAACGAAAAGGUGGUCGCCUUCCUCAGGCAGGCCAACAUCAUGGACAUCCUGAAGGAAAGACACGCGGCCAUCGGCACAAGCCAGAGUCUCAGGGACAAGGUCAACGCCAUCAGGGUGGACGGCACUCUCGCCCUCGACAGACUCAGCGACGACAUCGACCUCACAAUCUUGCUAAGCCUGUUUGAGCAGGAGAUAAUGUCGUACGUGCCAGCCAUGCCCGCCGCCGGCCGCUCCCCGAGAGGCUCACCCCAGAUUUCUCCGCAGGCCUCGCCAGGUCUGUCGCGAGCAAACGCCAGGGCUCCGGCCCCCUACCGAAGAGACUUCGAGGCCAAGCUGCGCAAUUUUUACCGCAAACUCGAGUCCAAAGGCUACGGCCAGGGUCCAGGAAAGCUCAAGCUUCACAUUCGUCGGGAGCACCUGCUUGAAGACGCGUUCAACAAAAUCAUGGCCGCGUCCAAGAAGGACCUGCAGAAGUCCAAGUUGUACAUCACCUUCGACAGGGAAGAGGGUCUCGACUACGGCGGUCCGUCCAGGGAGUUCUUCUUCCUGCUCUCCCGGGAGCUCUUCAACCCCUACUAUGGACUUUUCGAAUACUCGGCCAAUGACACGUACACCGUCCAGGUGUCUCCCGUCUCGGCCUUCGUUGACAACCAUCACGAGUGGUUCCGUUUUAGUGGCCGCGUUUUAGGCCUGGCCCUGGUGCAUCAGUACCUGCUGGACGCUUUUUUCACUCGCCCCUUCUACAAAGCACUGCUUCGAUUGCCAGUUUCUUUGAGUGACCUGGAGUCUCUGGACCACGAAUUCCACCAAAGUUUGCUUUGGAUCAAAGAGAACGACAUCACGGACUUGCUGGAUCUCAAUUUUGCCGUCACUGAGGAGGUUUUUGGCCAGAUCGUGGAACGAGAACUGAAACUCGGAGGAAACAAUAUCAGAGUCACGGAAAAGAACAAAAAAGAAUAUUUGGAAAGGAUAGUUCGGUGGCGCUUGGAAAGAGGAGUUGCCGAGCAAACUGAGUCCUUGGUUCGGGGCUUCUAUGAAGUUGUAGACCCUCGAUUGGUCUCAGUUUUCGACGCUCGCGAACUGGAGCUUGUAAUUGCAGGCACCGCAGAAAUUGACCUUUCAGACUGGCGCAAAAACACAGAAUACAGAUCAGGCUACCACGACAACCACCCAGUGAUCCAGUGGUUCUGGCUCGCCAUCGAAAAGUUCAGCAACGAGCAACGCUUGCGACUUUUGCAGUUUGUCACGGGGACGUCGAGCAUUCCUUAUGAAGGGUUUGCCGCCCUAAGGGGAAGCACUGGUCCCAGAAAGUUCUGCAUAGAAAAGUGGGGAAAGCCCAAUAGUCUCCCGAGGGCCCACACCUGCUUCAAUCGGUUAGACUUGCCUCCGUACCCAACCCCUGAGCUGCUCUACGAAAAGCUGCUGUUAGCCGUGGAGGAGACGAGCACCUUUGGCAUCGAGUGAAGAGAAAUUAAUAAUCGAUUCCAUUAUGCUUUUGGAAUGAAUCCAGUGCGCUAUUCAAAUUUUGCACUUCUUAUUCCAAUCUAAAGUUCAUUCAGUACACAAUCACACUCGCAACACACACAGACACGCCUGCUUACAAAAUAAUUAAUUAUUAGAGGUAUUGAAUUUUUUUAUAUACCCAUUGUGAUUUUGUGGUCUAGUCAGUUGGGCAUCUCAACAUUGUUUUUGCCACGCGUUGUAUAACUUAUUUGAUGCCCCCACAAUCUUGUAAAUAAUAAAUCAUUUCUGUUCUCCAAAGA
This is a messenger RNA of Neocloeon triangulifer, 5475 nucleotides long. RefSeq names its product E3 ubiquitin-protein ligase HECW2 (gene Hecw). Bases 338 to 5176 code for a protein of 1612 amino acids. Gene Ontology annotation, molecular function: protein binding; ubiquitin-protein transferase activity. Gene Ontology annotation, biological process: regulation of dendrite morphogenesis. NCBI's taxonomy places the organism in Eukaryota, Metazoa, Arthropoda, Insecta, Ephemeroptera, Baetidae. The record is from RefSeq and is a predicted model, not a curated record. The transcript has 20 exons.